AUGUCAAUACUGAUGCAUUCAGUUCAAUGGGCAAUUGUAGAUAUUUGGAUAGCAAAGGAAAUUUCUACGACUAUUUCGAGCUUAUCAAAUUACAAAGAGAAUACUAUACGACUACUUUUACCUAUACUACUUCAAAUUUUGAUAUUUUUUUCAACUUGUGGACCAGCUCCAGUAUGUGAUACAAUUCUAUCAACCACCAACAAUCAAAUUUGUAAUAGAAAAACAGAUUUAAGUGCUGCUUAUUGUCUUGGUAAAUAUACUGCACCUACUGUUAAGGAGAUUACUGGUGGUUUGGCUUUGAAGUAUGAAGGAACUAAAAAUGCACCUAAUUGCGAAGGUAUAGAUAUAACAACCACAAUCAAUGUUCUUUGUGACACUACAGUCGACACUAUUACCAUAAGUGUACUUAACGAGUCAUCCACUUGCCAAUACAAGUUUAUUUUCAGUUGA
Messenger RNA from Heterostelium album PN500, 450 nucleotides. RefSeq lists its product as uncharacterized. The coding region runs from base 1 to 450 and encodes 149 amino acids. Lineage: Eukaryota; Evosea; Eumycetozoa; Acytosteliales; Acytosteliaceae. The record is from RefSeq and is a predicted model, not a curated record. The transcript is spliced from 2 exons.